Messenger RNA from Populus trichocarpa (black cottonwood), 1914 nucleotides. Its product is annotated as chromo domain-containing protein LHP1. Gene Ontology annotation, biological process: heterochromatin formation. The coding region runs from base 6 to 1595 and encodes 529 amino acids. The record is from RefSeq and is a predicted model, not a curated record. The transcript has 6 exons. Gene Ontology annotation, cellular component: nucleus. Lineage: Eukaryota; Viridiplantae; Streptophyta; Magnoliopsida; Malpighiales; Salicaceae.
UUCCGAUGCUGAACGGAUUUGGGCAGAAAUUACCAUCCCUAAACCCCAGAGUCUCAAGUGUCAGGAGUUACCAAGUUUUGUUGACAGGUCUGGUAUCCAUCUCUGUCUCUCUCACACGCACACAUUUGGUGUUGGUACGUGUGGUAGGUCUAGGACUCUGCCAUCUUUCCACUGCAGUAUAUAUUUAUUUAAUUGUAUACAUAAACACAGACAACCAAACCCAAACUCCAAAACAAAAGAAAAUCACAUUUCUUCCCUCCAAAAAGAAUCAAACUUUUUUGAAUACGAUGAAGGGAAAGAGGAAGGCAACUGCAAAUCCAGUGUUGACUGAUGCUGCAGAGGGCAGUAGUAGCAACUUAUUUGAGACCCAAGUGAGGGAAGGGAAUGUUGAUGAAGAGGAGGAGAGAAUUUGGGCUUAUAAUGGGGAGAAUCGAGAGGAAACCGAAGGAGAAGAAGAAGAAGAUGAUGAUGAUGAAGAAGAAGAAGAAGAGGAAGAGGACUCCAAAGGAGAACAAGAGAGAGACAAUUUAUUUGAUGAAGAAAGGACAAAACUUGAUGAGGGUUUCUUCGAAAUCGAGGCUAUUCGUCGAAAACGAGUUCGUAAGGGUCAGUUGCAGUAUCUUAUUAAAUGGCGAGGAUGGCCUGAAACAGCCAACACCUGGGAGCCUCUGGAGAAUUUGCAGUCAUGUGCUGAUGUCAUUGAUGCAUUUGAAGAGAGCUUGCAAUCUGGCAAAUCUUUCCGAAAACGGAAACGCAAGCAUGGGGGUCCUCAUACUCAGUCAAAGAAGAAGCAAUCACGUUCCUCUACUUCCUACAAUGUAUUGGAUGUUGAAAUAAGUAUUGCGGAUAAACAUCUCCCUUCUGCUCCUCUUAGUAGCUCAUUGCUUGGUGAUCUACCUUCACCCCUUCAAUUCAUCAGCUCAGAUCCUGGAGGAGAGAGUAAUGGAGAAGCGAACAAUGUCAAAACAUUCAAGCAAAUCGAUGAGAAUGGAUCCAUGAAUGGUUCAAAGCAUAUUUUUCCAAGGAAAGAGGAUAAUGAAUAUGAUCCAAAGCUUAGCGAACUUAGAGGAACAAUUCCUAACAUUGAUGUAAACACGAAUAAUCUCGCAAUACAUUUCCAUGAAGAAAAGACUUUAGAAGGUAAUGGUCUGGCAAAUGGGCUUCCCAAGGUUGAUUAUGAUCCUGUUCAGAACAGUCAACGCACAGGUGCUAGGAAAAGAAAGUCUGGUUCUGUGAAGAGGUUCAAAAAGGACUCUGUCAAGCCAGCUUUUUUACAUAAUUCAUCUGCAAAUUUCUCAGUUGGCUCUACUGGUGGAGUUGCACAACUAGGGAUUGAAAAUCCUAGCUUAACUUGGGGUAAUUCAAGUCACAUGCCCACGGCAGAAAAUACCAUUAAUGCAUUAGCUAUCACCAAGAUCCUCAAGCCUACAGGCUUUUCAGCUUCUGUGUCUGACAAUGUCCAGGAUGUGCUUAUAACCUUUCGCGCGUUAAGGUCUGAUGGACAAGAAGUAACAGUGGAUAACAGGUUUCUCAAGGCUAAUAAUCCACAUCUGUUAAUCAACUUUUAUGAGCAACAUCUCAAAUACAGUACAUGAUUGGAUGGCAGUUUGUAUAUGGGGGAUCCGCACCAUUGUAUGCUUGUCUGUGUACAGUGCUGUAAUUCUGUAGUUGCAGGAGAUAGUGCAGGACAAUUAGUGUUGUCUUAGUUCUGUAAUGCAAAACUGAUUGAUAUAGCUUUAGUGCAUCGGUAUUUCAAACUUUUCCCCACAUAUGAUUAGGUUUUUGGUAUUUCAUCUAACUACGGUUAUCUAAAUAUUUUACAUGACAAAGACUAGAACUAUAGAAGUUCACUUAGUUUGUAAUCGUGCUGUCAUCUCUUUUUCUCUAUCUACAUGUCUGUUCCUUCCACAACAA